GUGUAACUAGUCUUCACCGUUACUGUAAACAGGACUAAAAUAUAUAUCCGCACGAGAAGUUGAUGUCUGGGCACUUAAGAACAUGGCGUCAUUUCAAAUAAUAACGAUUAUGUUUAUUGUUUCUACAAUCGUAAUGUUGCAGUGCGUUCAGUCACAAGUAAACGUCGGUGGUUCCAGCGAGUUCCCUAGUGGUUCGUCACAAUCGUCCGGCUACAAUACAGGGUGUGCCGGCAUUCCCGGAAUUCCCGGUAGCCAUGGUAACCCAGGUCGCGACGGGCGAGAUGGUACGAAGGGCGAAAGAGGUGAAACUGGUGCCGUUGGCCCACCGGGUAUCGCAGAGCUACCUGUGCAGAAUAUAAAACAAUGUGCUUGGCAAAAUAUAAAUGACGGGCGUGACAACGGAAUCGUCAAGGUAACCCAUUUAUUUGUUUUCGCAUACUUAGAUUAA
Molecule: messenger RNA, 448 nt
Organism: Saccoglossus kowalevskii
Lineage: Eukaryota; Metazoa; Hemichordata; Enteropneusta; Harrimaniidae
Product: collagen triple helix repeat-containing protein 1-like
Source: RefSeq, a predicted model, not a curated record